GCCUAUAAGGUCCUCUGUGGGCUGGUCUUGUAACCCCUUCCCCGCUCCCCCAUUUCCACUCCCACUACCUUCCAUAUUCACCCCUUUCCAGGUAUACAGUGCCUCUUACAGUUUGUCAGUUAUGUCAGCCACACUCCCACAUACUGUCACCUCAGGGCCUUUGCACCUGCUAGCCCCCUGCCAGGAAUGUUCUUUCCCAGCUAUCUGCCUGCUUGUCCGCUGCCUUACUUCAUUCAGGACUCACUCAAAUGUCACUGUGUCAGGUGAACCUUCACCAGCCGCUCGUAACACACACUUUCUAAAGUCAGCCACUGAAACUGACCCUUUUAUUCCUAUUUUAUUAACAUCUCCCAGCUGAACUUUAGGAAAGUUGAUGAGUUUACCUAAAGCCUUAUUGAUGAUGCAUGCAUUUUUAUUUAAAAGGGCAAAAUGCCGUAACUCUGUUUCCUUUUGGUUUUGGUUUUGUUGUGGCUGUUUUUCCAAAUGCCUUCGCUUCUGCUGUGCCCUCCAAAAUCAAAAGCCGUGGAGUUUGUUUCCAAAGAGAGCUUUUGGGACGAUUUAUUAAAUGAACCCACGAACUCAGUGGAAACUGAGAGCUACGAUAACAAGGUUCUCAACAGCUCCUAUCAGGUAGUGUUUAGGACCGUGCUCAAAGAAAUGGCUGCUCGCCAAGAACUGGAAGAGGAUAUUGACAUCCCCCUGACUGGGGUUCUGGAGAGUGAAACCAGGAGGAAACUGGGAAUUCUGUUGAAGAAAAAUUUUGGAAAAUUCAAGCAAACAAUCCUCUGGAUUAUGAAGAAACGUGAAAACUUCCUCACGACCAAAACUGCGGAGACAUCGACUUUCACAUUUCACUUAUGGAAACAACCACCACAAGGUGAGGAGCCUGUGCCAGAAGCCAAAAAAAUUCGUCGUGUGGUUUAUCGUAAGAAGAAAUUGGAAGUAGAUACGGGAUGGGCACACAGCAAGACUGAGGCAUUUGGGUAA
This is a messenger RNA of Panthera uncia (snow leopard), 987 nucleotides long. Its product is annotated as glutamate-rich protein 6B-like. The coding region runs from base 484 to 987 and encodes 167 amino acids. Lineage: Eukaryota; Metazoa; Chordata; Mammalia; Carnivora; Felidae. The transcript is spliced from 5 exons. The record is from RefSeq and is a predicted model, not a curated record.